CGACUUCGAAAUAUUUUACAACUUUCACCUUAUUCCAACCCAUCCCAUUCCAUCUCAUCUUGUGGUAAAACCAACAACGACGACAGUCGGGGAAAAUGUCUUGGAUGCAAGGGAAUCACAGCAUGGAGAGCCUCAAGAACAUGCACCAGCAGAUCCUGCACAACGUGGAGAUGGUCCAGGACAGGAGCUCCAAGAUCUUGCAAGAGCAGGAGAAGGACCUUCUCCGAGCUUUCCGAGCCAGGCUAUUCGACGUUCAGACAGAGCUGGAGAAAGAAAAGACCCGCAAGGACGGCGGGGACAGUGCCUGGAUCGAGCGUACGCGGAGGACGGAGGCGGAGCUGGACUGGGCGAAGGAGAUGGCGGACCGCCUCGACAGGGUCAACCAGGGGCUCAGCAGGGAGAACUUGAGGCUGAAGAGUCAGUUCAAGAGCCAGGAGGACGACCGCAAGUUCCUCAUAAAGCAGCUAGUGGCCAUCAAGGUGAAAAUAAAAGUGCCGGAAUGUUGGUCUGUCUCACCCCAUAAAAAUGUUUAAGAACAACCCUCACCACUACCUGUAUCGCCCCCCCUCUUCUGCAAUAAAGAAAUUUCUUCUCCCACCACCAAUCCCGUUCCUGGCACCCCCGGGGUCAUCACGCACGAGUGACUCGAACGAUAGUUUCCCAAUCUUCAACUUUUGGGAGGCCAAACUAGGGUAGCGCCCCCCCCGAAAACACACACACACACACACACACACGAAAAGUUCAGGGCAACUCGCUUCUUUGCCCCCCCCAUCCUUCAUUCCACAUACAUACACCCGUCCACCUUACACAAAGGCCGGCCCUUUCUCCAUUCUCCAACCCCCCCCCUCCCCACCCUUGCUUUUCUCCUUCAAGAAAGAAA
This is a messenger RNA of Ectocarpus siliculosus, 880 nucleotides long. The record is from the annotation of a GenBank genome assembly. Lineage: Eukaryota; Phaeophyceae; Ectocarpales; Ectocarpaceae.